AGUGCUGAUAUUUCACGCGACCAUGAAGGCGCAGUCACGGAAGUGGAUGAUAUUGGUGUCCACCAUAUGGAUUCAGGCAUUCACCGGCACAAACUUCGAUUUUUCAGCCUACUCUUCGGCAUUGAAAUCGGUUCUUGGCAUCUCUCAGGUGCAGCUAAAUUACUUGGCAGUGGCGUCGGAUCUCGGAAAGGCAUUCGGGUGGUCGUCUGGUCUGGCAUUGAAGUAUUUUCCGGCGUGGGUGGUGAUGUUCAUGGCUGCUUUCAUGGGCCUUGCUGGCUAUGGCAUUCAAUGGCUUGUGAUUACCAAUAUCAUCACCUUGCCUUACUUCCUGGUCUUUCUUCUGUGUUUGUUGGCUGGCUGUAGCAUUUGUUGGUUCAACACUGUAUGCUUUGUUCUUUGCAAUCAAAACUUUCCAUCCAAUCGACCCCUUGCAAUCUCACUCACAGUAAGCUUCAAUGGCGUAAGUGCAGCCUUCUACACUCUUGCUGCCACUGCAAUUGACCCAUCUUCUGAUUCUAUAUAUCUUCUUCUAAAUGCCAUCAUUCCCCUACUCACUUCUAUAGUAUCAUUGAUCCCAAUUCUUAGCCAACCUUCUCUAGACCCCCUUUCCCCAGAUGAAGUUCACCGUGACUCCCUUUUGUUCCUGUUUUUGAACUUAUUAGCUGUCAUCACCGGCAUUUAUGUUCUCUUUGGUCCUUCCAAUUCAGAUACAACAACAGCUCGUCUCCUUUUUAGUGGAGCCAUUGCCCUUCUACUGGUCCCUUUAUGCAUCCCUGGUGUUGUCUGUGCUAAAGAUUGGUUUCAUCGCUCCUUUCAUUCUUUCCGUCUUCAAGCUGGGUCUGGCUUCAUUCUUGUUGAUGCAGACGAUCUUGAGAUUCAUAAAGAGCUUCUUUCCCGUCAUGCUGGUAGUAUUGGUUCUGUUGGGCAAGGAUCAUUCCAUCUCUCAAGCGAAAAUGGAGCUGUGAAUGGGAUCAAUGACCAGAAAUUAGCUGAAGAGAUUGAAGGUUGUGGAUGUUGGCAGAGAACGAUAGCCAAGGAUCAGUUGGCAAUGCUCGGGGAAGAGCAUCCAGCACGAAUCGUUGUACGCAGGUUGGAUUUCUGGCUGUAUUAUCUUGCUUACUUCUGCGGAGGUACAAUAGGGCUGGUUUACAGUAACAAUCUAGGACAGAUAGCGCAGUCUCUGGGACAAGGUUCAGAGACUACGACGCUCCUUACACUCUAUUCCUCAUUUUCUUUCUUUGGCCGAUUGCUUUCAGCUGCACCAGACUACAUUCGUGCGAAGUUUUAUUUUGCGAGGACUGGAUGGCUGACAAUUGCACUUUUGCCAACCCCAAUUGCUUUCCUGUUGCUAGCAGCAUCAGGCAGCGGGCUGGCACUGCAUGUAGGCACAUCACUAGUUGCCUUGAGCUCCGGGUUCAUCUUUGCUGCAGCCGUAUCAAUUACAUCGGAGCUGUUUGGACCAAAUAAUGUGGGUGUGAAUCACAACAUUCUCAUCACCAAUAUCCCAAUUGGGUCACUUGUUUAUGGCUGUGUUGCUGCAGUUGUUUAUGAUGCCAACACAAGCUCUGAAUCAGCAGUAUGCAUGGGGAGGCAGUGCUAUUUCUUAACGUUUGUGUGGUGGGGAUGCAUGUCGGUUCUGGGGCUAGCUUGUAGUGUGCUGUUGUUCUUGAGAACCAGAGAUGCUUAUAACCAUUUUGAACAGAACCGCAUGUCUACACAGCUCUAUUAAUAUAAAAAUUGCGUUGAAGUGACAGUACAAGAUCGUAGCUACCUGAUUCAUUAGGUUGAACUACAAAGGAAAAGGCACCAACUAAAAAGAUACAUGACACAUUGGGGCCACAACAGAAUUCCAGGGAAAGACGGCUAUUCCGCUCAUUGGGAUCCACAAUAGAGGCAAGUUUUGAGGAUUUCUCAUCUCAUCUCAUCUCAUCUACCAAACGUACUAGUCUUACAGCCACCAACAUCUUCGCCACCAACGGCAUUUGCAUCUAGCAAGUGUUUGCUAAAUUGUAUUUUCUCACUACUGCACUUAUAAACAGCAUAGUCUUUCGCUUAGCUUUUCUCACUAAAACCAGCUUUAAUUAUGGGGGAAGCUUACAAAUUAUCAACACUAAUGCAAGACCUGGAAAGCAAG
Juglans regia (Persian walnut) is the source of this 2134-nucleotide messenger RNA. RefSeq names its product protein NUCLEAR FUSION DEFECTIVE 4-like. The coding region runs from base 23 to 1729 and encodes 568 amino acids. The transcript has 3 exons. The record is from RefSeq and is a predicted model, not a curated record. NCBI's taxonomy places the organism in Eukaryota, Viridiplantae, Streptophyta, Magnoliopsida, Fagales, Juglandaceae. Gene Ontology annotation, cellular component: membrane.